UCUCUCUCUCUCUCUCUCUCUCUCUCUCUCUCUCUCUCUCUCUCUCUCUCCAAAUAUAUUUAGAUUACAAGAAAAGCAACAAAUUUGUAAGAAAAGAUUUACAAUUCCAUAGAUACUAAUUUAGAGUCGCCUAUCAAACUUCAAGCAUAAACAUGGGGUUUAAGGAUUUUCAUCACAAGCUUAAGGUCUCUCUCUUGAGGAAAUUAUUCGUUGGAGAUGCUGGGAAGAAGAAAAGAGAGGCUGAAUUUGGGAAAAGGCCUUCAUGGAUGGUGCCAGUGAGUCAUGGGUAUCAUGUUGUCGAGGAUCGGUCAUUCGCAGGCGAGUCGAAUGGUGAGUCUGACUCGGUCCCCGACUCUGUUGUGGUACAGAGAGAGCAAAUUGGAGAACUUGAAGUGUGGUUUUUUGGAGUUUUCAGUGGAAGAAUGGGAGACUGUGUUGCAAAGAGCAUGCAGUCACAUCUGUUUGAUAAAAAGCCCAAAGAGUCUCAAUUGAAGAGGAAGAGCAAAGAGGCAAUGAGAAAGGCAUAUGUGGGUGCAAGAGGGAAGAUGAAAGAGAGAGCAGAGGAGAAGGGGAAGAGGAAGGAGAAAGGGAAAGUGGGUGGUUGUGGUUCAGCAUCUGCCAUUGUCAUCAAUGGAGAGAAGCUUGUGAUGGCUAACAUGGGCGGAUACAGAGCUGUUGUGUGCAGAGAUGGUGAGGCUCAUCAGAUCAAUAGGACAAGGCAAAAUCAAGGGACCCCCAGAAGACAUUGGUCUAGAAAACUCAUUCCAGGUGUAAUACGGAUGCCCAAAGUGCGUAUACUCGUGCACGAAUCCGGUGCAGCAGUGGGGACUGAUAAGGCAAACCCUAAAUGCUCAGCAGAAAUUGUGGUUGGAGAUGAAAGCAUAGACUCCGAUACUGAGUUUGUCAUCUUGGCUAGUACUGGCAUCUGGGAGGUGAUGAAGCAUCAAGAGGCUGUGAAUCUCAUCAGGCAUAUAGAGGAUCCACAAGAAGCUGCAGAGUGCUUAGCCAGAGAGGCUUUAACUAGAAUGAGCAAAAGCAAUAUUUCCUGCUUGGUCAUUCGCUUUGAGUGAUUACACAGUUGUGUUAUCUUUCUUAGGUGCUAGAGAUACCCCUACCUUUUGAGAAUUUGGAUAUUUGGGAAUUUCUUGAAUAAAUAAUUAUUUCGACAGGGUCUUUUCCCAUGCACCAAAAAAGGCAAGUGAGGAAGUUUUUCUGGAAAGAAAACUUACCCCAUGGACCCAGAUGACAUACUCAGUUUGGAUGACAAUAAUGAGGAUGUGAUGUCAUAUUUUCAUGA
This is a messenger RNA of Rhododendron vialii, 1297 nucleotides long. Its product is annotated as putative protein phosphatase 2C-like protein 44. Gene Ontology annotation, cellular component: nucleus; cytosol. NCBI's taxonomy places the organism in Eukaryota, Viridiplantae, Streptophyta, Magnoliopsida, Ericales, Ericaceae. Gene Ontology annotation, biological process: protein dephosphorylation. Bases 153 to 1070 code for a protein of 305 amino acids. The record is from RefSeq and is a predicted model, not a curated record. Gene Ontology annotation, molecular function: protein serine/threonine phosphatase activity. The transcript has 6 exons.